Messenger RNA from Knipowitschia caucasica, 1050 nucleotides. Lineage: Eukaryota; Metazoa; Chordata; Actinopteri; Gobiiformes; Gobiidae. The record is from the annotation of a GenBank genome assembly.
AUGAACAAAACCUAUGCCCUGGUGGAGGUCCUGGAAGGAGAACAGAUUCAGCUGCUGCCUCUGUCCAGCAGUCACCUGGACGUGUACUCUGGUCCUGGGAUGAAGGCUCCAGGCAUCGCCAUGACCAGCAACUCCUGCCCCGCCAACCUCACCAUCAAGCGCGAGCUGACAGGCGCAGAAGCUCGAGCCGUGGCCAAAGAGAGACAGAAGAAAGACAACCAUAAUCUCAUUGAAAGAAGGAGGAGAUUCAACAUAAACGAUCGUAUCAAGGAGCUGGGCACAAUGAUUCCCAAAACCAAUGACCUAGACGUGCGCUGGAACAAGGGCACGAUCCUGCGGGCGUCGGUGGAGUACAUAAAGCGCAUGCAGAAAGACGUGCAGAGGACGCGGGAGGUGGAGGGCAACUACAAACGCAUGGAGAUGGCCAAUAAACAGCUGCUGCUACGUAUACAGGAGUUGGAGAUGCAGGCGCGGCUCCACGGCCUCCCCAGCUCCUCCCCCUCAGGCAUGAACCCGGCCGACCUCAUGGCCUCCUUCAUCAAACAGGAGACGAGCCCAGAGGAGGCCCUGAACCACGCCCAGGCCCAGGGGCUCCACCCACACCUCCAGCACAACCACAGCCAGCAGCAGCAGCAGCAGCAGCAGCAGCAUCAGCAGCAGCAUCAGCAGCAGCAGCAGCAGCAGCAGCAACAGCAGCAGCAGCAUUACAUGGGCUCACAUCUCCACAACCAGGCCCUUCACCAUCAGCAGCCCAUGCACCAGCAACAGCCCCCCAUCCAGUACCCGGCCGUGGGCAGCUCUCAAUAUGACUAUACCUCCCCGUUGGACUUUGGAGACGGGAUUGCAGGCUUCUCCGAUGGCAUGGUGGGCCUCGGGGAUCUGGUGGGAGUCGACGGCCAGGGAAGGAGAGGCGAUCUGGGCUUCUUGAUGAUGGAUGAGCCCCUGUCGCCCAUGGGGGGAGACCCACUGCUGUCCGCCAUGUCACCGGAGGAGUCGGUGGAUUCGAGCCGGAGAUCCAGCUUCAGUAUGGAGGAUGGGGAUGUUAUGUGA